AAAGUCUGUUUAGUGUAGUAGUAAAAAAAUUAAAAACAAAACCCCAAUUUCACUAUCAAAAGCCACAAUUCUUUCUUUCUCUCCCUCUCUUCAUUCUUAGGAGAGAAAAACACAAUAAACCUAAACCCUCUCUUUUUCUUAACGCCGUAACGGGCAUUCCCAAAGGCACCGUCACAAACCCUCACGUGCGAGUCACGUGUUUUUCUGAAAUCUCUUUUCCAUGGCUCUGGACCAGCCUUCGAAUCCCAACGCCGUCGAUGGCGCUGGUAACGGCGCGACGCCCUGCUCCGCCGCAGACGGCGGCGAUGACGGGAGGCCGGCGGCGAGGCUGCCGCGGUGGACGCGACAGGAGAUUCUGGUGCUGAUUCAGGGAAAGAGCGACGCGGAGAGCCGGUUCAGGCCGGGUCGGGGGAGCGGUUCGGCGUUUGGUUCGGGCGAACCGAAAUGGGCGUUGGUGUCAUCGUACUGCAAGAAGCACGGCGUGAACCGGGAACCGGUUCAGUGCCGGAAGCGGUGGAGCAACCUCGCCGGCGAUUACAAAAAGAUCAAGGAGUGGGAGUCGCAGGUGAGGGACGAAGCGGAGUCGUUUUGGCUCAUGAGGAACGAUUUGAGGAGGGAGAGGAAAUUGCCUGGGUAUUUUGACAGGGAGGUUUAUAAUAUUCUCGAUUCGCCGUCGUCCACGGCAGCGGCUGCAGCGGCGGAGACUCCGGUGGCGGUGGCGGAGGCGGCGUCGGCGGGGGAUGAGGAGGUGCACCUCUAUGAUAGUAAUCGGAGGGUUGGGAGUGAGGAUGGGUUGUUCUCGGAUUCUGAGAAGGACGAGGUUUUGCUUUUAGCCGCUGCCAAGGAUGUUCCUGCACCUGUUCCUCUCUCAGAGAAGCAAUAUCAGCCGCAUCUCCAUGGGUGUGAAGGGGAAGGCAACCCUCAAGGUACUACCAAUGGGAAAUGGGCAACCCCAAAUCCAGAAAUGGGUUCUACAUCUCAAGGGGAACGGAAGAGGAAGCGGUUAGCAACAGACGGAGAGGAGGAAACUUUGCAAAGCCAAUUAAUUGAUGUCUUAGAAAAGAAUGGCAAAAUGCUACAUGAUCAACUUGAAGCUCAGAACCUGAAUUUCCAGUUGGAUCGCCAACAGCAGAAAGACACUGCAAGUAACAUAGUUGCUGUACUUGAUAAGCUUGCAGAUGCUCUAGGGAGAAUUGCUGAUAAAUUGUAGAGCAAGGAGGAUCCGAAUAGAAUAGUGUACAUAACAAUUUGGAGUCAACAAUAGUGAUUCCCAUAAUUUAUCUCAGGAUAGUUUUUAGAAGAUGAACAUCAUACUAGUUACCCUUUUUUUUUUAAUCUUCUGUCUGCAUUUUGCCACUUUUUUGUGGUUUACUACUGCACUAAGGCAUUUUAUACACAAAUUUGGAGGUUACUGCAUUUUAUUUAUUUUCUUCUUUCAGUGAGGUUAUAUGAAUCUUUCCUCGGUCAAUAAUAGCGGUUGUACAGAUAAAGUUACUAUUACUAAUUAAGGUACAUUUUUAUUAGAGGUAUCU
Glycine soja is the source of this 1532-nucleotide messenger RNA. RefSeq names its product trihelix transcription factor ASR3-like. The record is from RefSeq and is a predicted model, not a curated record. The transcript has 3 exons. Bases 221 to 1210 code for a protein of 329 amino acids. NCBI's taxonomy places the organism in Eukaryota, Viridiplantae, Streptophyta, Magnoliopsida, Fabales, Fabaceae.